CUGAAAAAUUGGCCUCGGGUGGGGCGUGCGACGCGAGGGGCGAACCGUUGCGGCAGUCUGGCUUCGACCACGCCAGCGCUCGCGUCGCAUUCCCCCGACACUACACAAGUGCAGUGCUAACACACAAAAAGGCCUAAGUACACAACGAAAACAUUACGGACUUCGAUUUUUUUCAAUAAAUCUUCGAUUAAACGUGUUUUUUGAUAAGAUAAUUUGUUGAUAUAACGUCUCAGUCGUGUCUUGUUCGUGCCGAGUGAUCGAUCGCGGAUGAUUAACGUUUUAAAAAAAUCUUUUUUAUUUUUAUUUUUUAUUGUCGAGUGCAUUUACCAAGUUUCAUAGUCAGUGCGUUCGUAUACAUUUGAAAGUUUGGAUUUUGACGUAAAUAGAUAACGAAAAAAAGAACGUCAAAAUGUCACCAACCAGCAACUAGCGAAACGCAACAAAGCAACCGCAAAAAUGUCAAUACACACACGAAAAAGGUUGAUGCGGUGACUAAAUACUUUUGGCUCAAAGAAAAAGAAACGAAUUAAGAUGGCGUUGCUAACGAAUUCGGCGUCGGCUACAGGACCGACGGCCGGCGGGCCAACGGCACCUCAGGCCCACUCCGCGACGCCUCUACAUCAUUACUUUCACUAUUUGAAACAGCCAUCUCCUUUGGCACAGAAUCCUUAUGCCCACCAUUCAAGUGCGCACCAUAUGGGAAUGGGCCCAGGCCCUUUAGGCGGUUUAGGCCCAUUCGGUCUCACCCCACACGGAUUAGAAGCUGUUGGAUUUCCACAAGAUCAAUAUGAAAAACCAUGGAGCUGGAGUGUGAAUCCUAGAAAACAAAGACGAGAGAGGACAACAUUCACUCGGGCACAGCUCGACGUUUUAGAAGCUUUAUUCGGGAAGACAAGGUACCCUGACAUCUUCAUGAGGGAAGAGGUCGCGCUGAAGAUCAAUUUACCCGAGAGUAGAGUACAGGUCUGGUUCAAGAACCGAAGAGCAAAAUGUCGACAACAACUACAGCAGCAGACGAACACACAGAUAUCCAGUAAAUCCACGUCCAGCUCGAAGACAUCAGUCGCGAACAGCAACAUCAAAGCUUCCACGAGCUCCUCAAAGAUAACCACAUCAAAAUCCCUCACCAGUUCUUCAAACGUACCUACUACACAGAACUCUAGUAUCACGACAUCUUCUCCAAACCUCCCUAUAACUCCUACCACUUCUGUCAGUCCUCCUAUCAAUGUUAUCUGCAAGAAGGAGUCUGCAGGAUCGAACUAUGAAAGUUCACCGCUGAAUAAAAAUAAUAGUCUAACUUCUCUAUCCCACUACAACUCCAAUGAGCUGAGAAUAAGUGGUGGCAAAGAGUCCUCCCCUUCAGAACCUGUGUCCAACAUUCACGGUUAUGGAGUCACUCCUAAGCAGGAGCUGUACAGCAGUCCGAAGAGACUGGACUACUCCAGCAAGUUGGACUACUCCGAGAAGUUCGGCAGCAACCUGGUUAAAGACCAAUACAGUUCCCGAUUGACGGGUAACCUCACUCCUCUGGGGUCCAACUCCUCAAUCAUGACCACCCCAUCCCCUCCUAUUACUCCUCAGAGUAUAAACGGACCAGGGAACGUGUACCACCCGGAUAGUUACAACAGUUUCCAUUGGCCGGGUAGUUCUGAUUACAUCAGGAGUUACUCGACAUCACACCACCAUCAGGGCUAUGGGCAGAGCGCGUACAAUUCGCCAUAUUAUCCUAGUCAGAUGGAAUAUUUCAACGGUUCCUCGGUGAACCAAACGCACGGCAGUCACCAUGGUCACAACCUGACUGCCAACGGCAACCAGCUAUACAACCAAGUAUCCUUCGGCAACCCCUCACCACCAGGGGCCUGGGCAUCACACCACAACAUCCUAUCUUCAGGUCCAGAGUCGCCAGAAAACCAGUCCCAAAACUCACCGCACUUGAGCAUGCUUCAAGCUUCACAAAUAACGAACUUUUCAAACACGGGGAACAGUUAUUUCGCGCCAGAAAAGUAUGGUAUAAAUAUGGUUUAGUACAUCUAGUCCUUUAUUUUGUAGUUGUACAUAUGUCUGUAUAGUGGUGUGCGAGGACGAUCGAAAAGGAGUUUGUAUGUUUUUGGGACUCUUUGCUUUUUUUGACAUCUGUCAGAUACGUUUAGUUAUCAUCGAGAGGCUUAUUCGAUGUUUGAAACAGCUAUUCUCUCGUAUUUUUCUUUAUUUUCAUUUUUUUAUUUUAUACUCAAGUAUUCUUUAUUUACUUUUACUUUAAUAAAAUAUGAAAGUUUAUAAAAAUACGAUGUAAGUACAUAUCAUACGACGUGUUGUUAUAACGAAACAUACAAAUUCAAUUUCAAUCGUCCGUAUUUACUUCAAAUGUAGAAAAGCGUUGUUAAACAUUGUAAAUUAUUAUUUUUAACAAGACUUGCUACCAUAUUAGGUACUGAAAAAUAAGAAUACAAGUUAUUUAUUAAACAAUUAAAACAAUACGACGGCAAGUCUUGUUGAAACUAAAAUUUACAAGAGAUACUUAAAUUAAUUUUACAUCAAACGCAAUUUUAAAACGAUUUUCAACGAAAUCUUUGUCGAGAGGCCUAAUUUAAAACGAAGGAGGUACUAUUGUAUAGUUUAUCUAUUACUAAUUUAAAAUAAACGUCAAAAACAACAAAUGAAAGCAAAUUUCAUUUUUUAUUGUAAAAAAAUUUCGGCGUUCAAAUUAAGAAUUGUGUAUCUAAAGUUUUUUUCUGACUUGCUUCCCUGCGCCCGUCUAUAAACACCUGAAAUCAUAUCACAUUAUUAUAUUUAAUAAAAAAGGAGUUACUUAGGAUACAUUUAGUGAGGAAAUUCGCUAAAUUAACGAAAUAAUUUAAACGUUACUUGUAUUGAAACGAAAAACUACAAAUUU
Spodoptera exigua (beet armyworm) is the source of this 2893-nucleotide messenger RNA. NCBI's taxonomy places the organism in Eukaryota, Metazoa, Arthropoda, Insecta, Lepidoptera, Noctuidae. The record is from the annotation of a GenBank genome assembly.